AUGUCUGGCCCCGCUGCGCCUCCUUUCCUUCGCCGCAUCCUUCCCGGAAAGGGAAUGCGCUGGCCCGGCAAUAGCGGCCGCAACAUCAUCCAGCCGGAGCGUCGGGACGAGGUUGUCGCCUCUUCUCUCGAAAUCCUUGUCCAAAAUGUUUACCCAAACAUGAGGAUGACCGCGCCCCCCGCCAAGCGUCGGGCUAAACGUUUGCUGGUCGAAAUCGUCGACCUCUGCACGCGCCUUGUGCGCGAAAACCGGGCGAACGACCCCCUGGCCGGCAUCGGCCUGGCUGGUGUUUGCGAGUGGGGUUGGAACCCCUACGACUGGGAGGACGAGUCCUUCCUCGAGCAGGCUCGCUUGGGCACCGAGUGUGACGAACCGUUACAAGCACAGGAGUAUUAUCGCUGGGAUAGAACAAUAGACCCUCACAUCUUCCAGGCCCUGUUUUUGGUCAUGGUCGAGGCUCGCCAGCGCUUCCUUGCCUUUGCCGCUGAAAACAUGUCCAAAUAUGGACAAGAGCGUCGCUGUCUGCUCGCCGCUGCCGUUGACAGAUUUUUGGCGGCUUCUGUGGUGUCCUGGGAUGCUAUCAGCGCGGUGAUCGAGCUCCAGAUCAAGGAGCCUGAUGAUGACGAGGCGGAAGAGCUCUAUGGCACAGAGCCGGAGUCGGAGGAGGAGUUUGAGGAAUUUGAGGAGGAGGAGGAGUAUGAGAAGAAGCAAGAUGUUGUGAUGGAGGAUCUUGUGUACCGUGGCCCAAGGCCCUCCGAAUAA
Sordaria macrospora k-hell is the source of this 762-nucleotide messenger RNA. RefSeq lists its product as uncharacterized. The record is from RefSeq and is a predicted model, not a curated record. NCBI's taxonomy places the organism in Eukaryota, Fungi, Ascomycota, Sordariomycetes, Sordariales, Sordariaceae.